Podarcis raffonei (Aeolian wall lizard) is the source of this 3166-nucleotide messenger RNA. RefSeq names its product mitochondria localized glutamic acid rich protein (gene MGARP). Gene Ontology annotation, biological process: anterograde axonal transport. NCBI's taxonomy places the organism in Eukaryota, Metazoa, Chordata, Lepidosauria, Squamata, Lacertidae. The coding region runs from base 301 to 831 and encodes 176 amino acids. Gene Ontology annotation, cellular component: mitochondrion; mitochondrial outer membrane. The transcript is spliced from 4 exons. The record is from RefSeq and is a predicted model, not a curated record.
GGGGAAGACUCCCGCCCCCUCGCAGGUCCCCACCGCCCUGGGGGCCAGGCCAGCGCGGAAAGGCUACCGCUUUGAAGAGAGCCGCAGGGCAAGCUGAGCGCACGCACGCACGCAGGCAGGGCGGAGCCGCGGCGCUUGGAUUGGCCGAAGUCUCGCCUUUCGUCGCCGCCUCGCUCUUCCCCGUCUCUCCCGCGUCUCCGCCUGUCACUCUUGUCCGAACAGAAGCUCUCCAGGCUACGAGGUGAACCCUUGCGCGGCAGCCCACUCUGCGCUGCUGCCGCCGCCGCCACCAGCACCACCAUGCACCUCUGCAGCUUCGCGUGGCGCCCUCUGGCCCGCCGCCUCACGCAAGGGGCUGCCCCUUUCGUCCGCGGACACGUACCUUUCCGCCAGAUGUCAUCUGGAAGCGUUCCUGGAUCUUCUGGGGAGAACUUUAUUUAUUAUCUGCUUGUUGCUGGUGCUGCUGCUGCAGGAGGUUUUUUAGCCUACAGAACGGUUACUUCUGACAAAUCCAGGUACAACGAACGUAUCACUGAUAUGCAGCAAAGAACUGUAGCAGAAUGGAAACCAAAACCGUGGCCUCCUCAGUCCUUAGAAAACGAUGAAACAGAAGCAAACGAAACUACUGAUGCAAGUGAGGAAGUAAAGGAUGCAGUUGAAGAAGAGACUGCAGCAGUAACUACUGGUGAAUCGGAAGUGCAAAAUGAAAAGCGCACUGAAUCUGCAGAAGCACAGAGAGAAGACGAAUCGCCUGUUGAAGAGGCAUCCUCUGGUGUGCAAGAAGAGCAAGAUGCUCCUUCCAGCUCAGAGGCAGCCCAAACGCAAGGUUAACAUUACAAAUGGAAAUCUGUAGGCAUUUUACCUUGUAUCACAGGAAGCACUGCUUUGCUCGCGUUAACAUAGUAUUCCACACAGAAUAAACUUGUAUUUUAAAACCUUAAUUGAAUUUUAAUAUAAAUGAGAUAUGAUUUCAGCUGCAGUUUCCAAGUUUAAUUCAUACAACUUAUUUUAGGUAGUUUGUUGCAAAAUAUUUCUGGAAGAAGGAGCCCUAAUUUGCCAUUUGUGGUAGAAGGCUCCUGAUUUUGUCCAGAAGAAAUAGCUGAACAUGCCUAGAGAGUGUGUUAUAAAUAGAAUUGAGUGCAGUUCAGUGUGCUCUUUCUCUCCUAAAUGCACAAGCUGUAAGAUGUGUAGAGAGGCAUUUUGGCCCAUUAGAAAUAUAUUUACUAUUACAAAAUCUUGUGUGGUUUUCUUCUGCUGCCAAAUCCAUUGCAUUUCUGAAUUUUUUUUUUAAAAAACAACAUUAUUAUUAUUUUUGGCGUGUUUCCAAAACCAUCCAUUAUUUGGAGGGUUGUAUUCAAUGCUUCUCUCACUCAGGGUGGAUACUUUGAAAUGAAUGAACCCAAGUUAAACAUGUCCAUUAACAUCAAUGUUUCUACUCUGAGUAGAGACAAGCAGAGAAUACCACCUAUAAUUUUGAGUGCUUUUCAGACUUCAUUAUGCGAAGAAUGAGAAUGUGAUUUCUGAUUAGCCCUAAAAACAAUGACCAAAUAAGACCAUUCCAAAAUAAUUUUGAUGGCUGCGAUCCAGGAAGUGAGUAACAUGAAUGCAUUCUAGGCUCUGUUUCAUUGCUGGCCAUGGAAAUAUAUUUCCUUGCAACUCUUUGUAUUAUGUAGUGGACAGUGGAACCUGACACUGUACAGCAUUCUCUUAAUCACAGAUAAUGCCUUCAGCAUUAAACUGGUAAAAACUAGAUGAAUAAAACAUAGGCCUUUAUUAGGAAGGGCUCUAUAGUACCAACACACCCCUUAGUCAUCUGAUUUGUAUCCAUCAUUAAGUAAUUUGUAACGUGAGUUCAGUUUUGUCAUUGCUGGUGAUGUUGCAGUUAAAAAGACCUGAUCUUAAAUAAUUUAUAGAAGCAAGCCUUAUCUGGACAAGACACUCUUGCCAGAGGGAAGGGGGUGGGGAGGUGAUUUUUGCAAAUACCCAAAGCACUCUGUACCUUCCCAAAAUCUGUUUUGGAGGUUUUUAGGGGUCCUCUGGAAGGGUAUGGAAAUUGGCUUGGGAGACCGCAGAAAGAAUUGGAAUGGGUGGAGCUUAGAGGAGAAGGAUUUAAAUCCCCACUUGGCUAUGAAGCACACUGGGUGACCGUGGGCCAGCUACUCCCUCUCAGCCUAACCUACUUCACAGGGUUGUUGUUGGGGGGAUUAAAUGGGGAGGGGGAGAACCAUGUAUGCCACCUAGAGCGCCUUGGAGAAAAGGGUGGGAUAUAAAUGCAAUACAUAAAUUACAAUUUUUUAUUAAAAAACAACAACACAACCUUCCUGCGGUAGAAAUUCCCAACCAAACUUCCAAGUCUGUUUGGGACUUUUUACAUUCUUGCAACAUAACUGUCCCAUUUUAUGUAAAUAACUGCAUUAUAUUUAGCUAGCUAGCUUAGUUUUGUUUAUCAAUAACUAACUGGGAUGUCAAGUUUUCCACAGCCAUGAAGCUUGAAAUGCUGUGAACGGGGCAAGCCAACUGAACUCCAGACCUUAUAGAUGGAAAUAAUUGUCUGCUACUGUAUUACAGCUUUCCCCUGGCUUCAUGAGAAUGCCAAUUUGGCUUCCCAGAAAUAGCUCUGUGUGCAUAAUGUGCACACACUGCUAUUUCCGAAGCUGAAGAGAAUGGGAUGAAAACACUGAUAUAAUGAGAUGCAAUACAAUUAAAUAUAAGCAAUACUAGUGAAAACCACGAGCAGAGCUGGAGAAAUUCCAGUUUUAAUGUGUAAAAGUACUCAAGCUGGCACAAUAAACUUAAUUUUGUUUUUUAACAUAGGUGAUUUCCAUUACUGUAUCUCCAAAUGGAACUGCUAAAUUCAUUUAAGAACAUUAGGAGAUCAGAUAGAAAUAUAGCUGCUUUAUUUCAGCUGCAAAAUAAAGGGGUUCUCAAAUUUUCCUUACAACGCUUCAACUUUUGAGGGGGAAGCACCUUUCCCCAAACAUAUAGUUGGAAAAACAAUUAGUAAGCACAGUCAUAAUGUAGUAUUGCACUGAAAUAUUUUGUAUUAACAGAAUUGAAGAUUUGAAUUCCUAAUUAAGAUCAUUUUCACAUGGAAUAAUGAUACCGGGAAACAGAAUGCUGAAAUCUGUGUCUUGCCUACCUCUUAAUAAAGGAUUUUGUUUUACAA